GCUCCGGCUGCCCAACCCCCCUCCCCUACUACAUACCCGUUCGGGCAACGAGUCCUUGGAUCGCCCCUCCACACCUUCGCAGAUGGAUUUACCAGUCCGGUUCAGACGCCGCAGGGCAGUCCCAGCAAAAACAGAUUUCCCCCGGGCGCCCUAGAUCUACCAAAUGUCUUCGAUAAAGCGAUGAAGCUCAACCCCACCUCGCCCAACAAGGGCACCUACGACCAUUACAGCCACCCCAUGUUUUCUCCGAAAAAAUCGGUGGAAGACUUCAGUGAGAGCGUCAUUCGACAGCCCCCAGGGAGUCCGACGCGCAAAGCAAAUAAGGAGAAUACACCACCGAGUCCGACGCGGGUGGGCAAAGACUUGGGCCCAAAUCCCGCUGCGGCCGCCAUCUCUCGUCACCAGCCGUAUCAGCCACGCGAUGUCGAGAGCAUCCAGAGACGUCAGGUGCAGAUGCGGGGGUUGACGCCGGAGGAGAUGGAGAAACUGCAGAACCCUCGGGUAAAACGAUUGGUAAACGUGACACAGCUCUAUUUCCUCGACCACUAUUUUGACCUACUCAGUUAUGUGCACAAUCGCCAAACUCGCUACUCUCAGUUCCGAACGGCCUACCCGGAGCCGCCCGCAACUCCCAUGGAUGACUACGAGCCGGCCCUCCUCAAAUAUUUGGGUCGGGAACGGGCCCACCUCCGCAAGCGCCGCACCCGUCUCCGCCAACACGAUUUCCAGAUCCUGACGCAGGUCGGCCAGGGUGGCUAUGGACAGGUGUAUUUGGCGCAGAAGAAGGAUACCCGGGAAGUGUGCGCAUUGAAGGUUAUGAGCAAGAAGCUACUGUUUAAACUGGACGAGAUUCGGCAUAUUCUGACCGAGCGCGACAUCCUGACAGCCGCCAAGAGUGACUGGCUAGUCAAGCUCCUCUACGCUUUCCAGGACGAGGACCAAAUCUACCUUGCGAUGGAGUAUGUGCCCGGUGGAGAUUUCCGCACACUGCUCAACAAUACGGGAGUCCUGCACAACCGCCACGCGCGAUUCUAUAUUAGUGAGAUGUUCAGCUGCAUCGACGCCCUGCAUGCGCUGGGGUAUAUCCAUCGCGAUUUGAAGCCAGAGAAUUUCCUGAUCGACUCCACGGGCCACGUGAAACUGACCGACUUUGGCCUGGCGGCAGGCAUGCUGAACCCCGGCAAGAUCGAAUCCAUGCGCGUGAAGCUGGAGGAGGUGGGCAACACGCCAGUGCCGUUCGGUCGUCCGAUGGAGCAGCGUACGAUGGCCGAGCGACGCCAGGGAUAUCGCACGCUCCGGGAGCGUCAAGUCAACUACGCCAAGUCUAUCGUUGGAUCGCCAGAUUACAUGGCGCCGGAGGUAUUGAAGGGCGAGCAGUAUGAUUUCACAGUCGACUACUGGAGCUUGGGGUGCAUGCUGUUUGAGGCCCUGGCGGGAUACCCACCUUUUGCCGGUGCCACGGUCGAUGAGACAUGGCAGAACCUGAAGAACUGGCAAAAGGUGCUGCGCAAACCAUUGGUCGCUUCGAAGGAGAGACGGUUCAAGAACAUCCAGGAGAUUCACGCCCAUGACUAUUUUGCAGAGGUUGACUUCAACCGGCUGCGCGAGCAGCGUGCGCCGUUUGUACCCGAACUGGAUUCGGAGACGGACGCAGGCUACUUCGACGACUUUACCAGCGAAGCGGACAUGGCCAAGUACAAGGAGGUCCAUGACAAGCAACGCGCAUUGGAGGAAAUGGCAGAGCGAGACGAGAAGAUGAGCAAGGGUCUCUUCGUCGGGUUCACAUUCAGGCAUCGAAAACCGGCCAUGGACGGAGGACGCAGCUCACCGCGCAAACCUAUUGCGACGGAUGGGUCGUUCGGGACGAUGUUUUAACGCGUAUCUUUUUCCCUUCUUCAUCUUUUUCUUCCCUCCUUACUAGCACGGUACGAGCUGGAUCUCGAAUUGGCCAUGACUGGAUUUGAUGAGCGAGUAUAUGUUUAAUGUUCAUGUCUGACUGUAUGCAUUACCGGGUCAAGGGUCAUGGUCUGGAGUUGAGUGUAAUUGCUUGUAUGAUACAUAGAGGUAUCGUAGACUGAUAAAACGAAAUCCAAAUAUUCAAACCAAGUCAUACCA
Messenger RNA from Aspergillus nomiae NRRL 13137, 2115 nucleotides. Its product is annotated as serine/threonine-protein kinase. Gene Ontology annotation, biological process: peptidyl-serine phosphorylation; intracellular signal transduction. The transcript is spliced from 4 exons. Gene Ontology annotation, cellular component: spindle pole body. NCBI's taxonomy places the organism in Eukaryota, Fungi, Ascomycota, Eurotiomycetes, Eurotiales, Aspergillaceae. The annotation marks the transcript as partial. The record is from RefSeq and is a predicted model, not a curated record. Gene Ontology annotation, molecular function: ATP binding; protein serine/threonine kinase activity.